Molecule: messenger RNA, 1490 nt
Organism: Limulus polyphemus (Atlantic horseshoe crab)
Lineage: Eukaryota; Metazoa; Arthropoda; Merostomata; Xiphosura; Limulidae
Product: zinc metalloproteinase nas-14-like
Exons: 8
Biological process (GO): proteolysis
Molecular function (GO): zinc ion binding; metalloendopeptidase activity
Source: RefSeq, a predicted model, not a curated record
AUGAAAACGAAUUCCACAAAGGAUUUGAUUCCUGCUUCUGACUAUACGCCACCAGAGGGAGAUGAUCCAAUGGCGAAGAGUGGCUAUUUUGAAGGAGAUAUCGUCGAAGAUUUAAUUGGCAGGAAUGCCAUUAGGGAUCGUCGUUCCAUGUGGCCAGAUGGUGUUGUCCCCUACACCAUUUCUCCUUACUUCUCCACCAGGGACAGAAGAGUUAUCGCUGCAGCCUUUCAAGAAUAUGAAAGACAUACGUGUAUUCGAUUUGUUUCAAGAACGAAUGAAUAUGACUAUGUCCACAUCAGUCCAGGCUAUGGUUGCAGCUCUCUAGUCGGCAGGAACAAAGGCGUCCAAACUGUUUCCCUUGGAGACGGCUGUGUUUACGUCGGUGUUGUUAUUCACGAACUGAUGCACGCUGUAGGUUUCUGGCACGAGCAGAGCAGAGCAGACAGAGACGAUUAUGUAGAGGUCCAGUGGAAUAAUAUUCAAGAAGGAAUGGCGUAUAACUUUGCUAAAUACACCUUAAAGAAAAUUCAGCACCUAGACGAGCCUUAUGAUUACGAAUCUGUUAUGCACUACAAUGAAUACGCCUUUGCUAGAAGCCAGUAUCAGCCAACAAUAAGACCUCUCGAAUCUGGAGCUACCAUUGGCCAGAGGCGAGGAUUCAGCCAAACAGACAUAAGGAAAAUUAACAAGUUAUAUAGUUGUGAGACCAGAACAACGAAAACCACAGCUGCUCCAGUGGCACAGUGUGCUGACAACGAUAAAAACUGUGGAAUAUGGGCUGGUCAAGGAGAAUGUAAGAAAAAUCCAGAGUGGAUGCUAGUUAACUGUAAAAUGUCGUGUGAACAAUGCGGAAGCCUAGUAAGUAUCUGUAGAAACCAAAAUACGAAAUGCGAAACGUGGGCAAAAAAAGGACACUGCACCCACUUUGCCAGCUAUAUGGAAGAAUUCUGUCGGAAAGCCUGUCAACUGUGUUAACGGUUUGCACCCACUUUUACAGCUAUAUGGAAGAAUACUGUCGGAAAGCCUGUCAACUGUGUUAACGGUUUGCACCCACUUUUACAGCUAUAUGGAAGAAUUCUGUCGGAAAGUCUGUCAACUGUGUUAACGGCUUGGCAACUACACUGCACCCACUUUUACAGCUAUAUGGAAGAAUACUGUCGGAAAGUCUGUCAACUGUGUUAACGACUUGGCAACUACACUGCACCCACUUUUACAGCUAUAUGGAAGAAUACUGUCGGAAAGUCUGUCAACUGUGUUAACGACUUGGCAACUACACUGCACCCACUUUUACAGCUAUAUGGAAGAAUUCUGUCGGAAAGUCUGUCAAAUGUGUUAACAAUUUUGCACCUAGCUUGACAAAAAGACACAACACCCACUUUGCCAGCCUUAUGGAAUGAAAGACUGGUGUCGGGAAGUCUGUCGUUCAUUUUACCGCACAGUGUGAAACUCAAGUAAUUCUGGUGAAAAAUUACUACAUUUAUCUUUCUAAU